UGUGGAAGUGCCUGGCGGGGAGAAGGAACCGGCUUCACCAGCCCCUGGGCCUGGGCCAGAGGCCGGCGGGAGCAGGGCCGGGCGGGCCGGCCAGCCAGCCUCCAGCGGGUGGGAGACCACGGCGCAGCCCAGCCGGCCUUGGCUCCGCAGGGCCAGGGAAAGGCCUGGAGGAGGGACCGGGGCUGGAGGUCGGUCCCGGCCCCACGGCCUUGGCAUUCCCAGGCCCCGGCCGGACUUCCUGGGCUGCUGUUUGGGGCUGGCUAAUGAUUAACAGGAACUCUGCGGGGCGGCACGCACCUCCAGGCAGCGAGGGCCUGUGGCUGGCAGACUGUUUCAUUGGGGACUUCCUGUUCGCUGCUGAGGUCGGGUCAGGAUUCUCCGGUGGCUGGAUUGAAUUUGUUCCUGUGUUUGUGUGGAGAGAGGACGGAGGCCAAGACGCCUCCUGGAAACUGAGAGCCUUCCCCGAAGCCCCGAAGAAGAGAAGACCCACCUGCCGGAGGGUGCGGAGGAACAUGCGGAGAUGGAGGGCAGCUGGCGAGGUAUCCUGGCCGCGCUGGUCGUCGUGGCUGGCCUACCAGCUUCCGGAUCCAGCAACCAGAUCAUAGAAGGCCCCCGGAACACCACGGCGCUGGUGGGCGGCGAGGCCCACUUCAACUGCACGGUCUCGCAGGGUUGGAGGCUCAUCAUGUGGGCUCUGAACGGCACCGUGGUCCUGAGCGUCACGCCCAAGGAGCCCAUCAUCACCAGUGACCGCUUCACCUCCGCCAGCUACGAGGAGGGCGGCGACUUCAUCUCGGAGAUGAUAAUCCACGACGUGAAGUUCAGCGACGCCGGGCGCGUCAAAUGCAGCCUCCAGAACAGUGACAGCGAGGGGUCCGCCUUCCUUUCCGUCCAAGUUGUGGGCAAGCUGCUCACCCCCAGUGACAGUCUUGUAGUCACUGAGGACGAGCCUUGUAAUGUGACUUGCCGUGCGGUGGGCUGGACGCCGCUCCCCGACCUUUCCUGGGAGAUCGGUGCCCCCGUGAGUCACUGGAGCUACCACUCCGUGCCGGAGCCGGACGACCCCCAGAGCGCCCUGAGCCUCCUGGCCCUGACGCCGCAGGGCAACGGGACGGUGACGUGCGUGGCCAACAUGAAGGGGCUGCAAGCCCGCGAUUCCCUCACGAUAAAUCUUACCGUGGUCCCGCCUGCCCUGGGCAGUGUCGACACAGCAGGUGCCGCGUUGCCUACCUGGGCCAUAGUCCUCCUCGCAGUGUCGCUUUCCUUGCUUUUCAUCCUGAUCAUUGUUCUGAUUAUAAUCUUCUGCUGCUGCUGUGUCUCCAGGAAACAGGAAAAAGAAUCCAGUUAUCAAAGUGAAGUAAGGAACUCUCCAAAUGUGAAGGCAAACAAGGAAACUCUUGAGCCAAAGUUCAGAGGCGGAAAUGAAAACUAUGGAUACAGUUUGGACGAGCAGAAGACCAAACAGCCUGCCUCUCUCCCUCGGGAGCUUCACGAUGCCAGCGUUCUCCAACGGCAGCGCAGCGGGCAAGCUCAGCAGGGACCCGAUCACCAGCAGCCGGCCCCGACAAGCCGCCCGCAGGUGACCUUGUUCAUGGCCGGCCCCAAACAGGUCAGGAAUGUGACGUUGGUGUAGGGAAGAUGUGGCCCGUGGCCCAUGACCUGUGUCAUGACGAGGUCGGCGCCGCCCUCUGCUGUCCUGAGGCCCCGGCUCCGCCAGCGUCCCCUGGAAGAGGUGAUGCUGGAAUCCUCGAAUAAAGUGUCUCUCAGACGGAGAAGGACUGCUUUUCCCAGCUUCCAAAGUAGAAUUCCACUUUUACUGUGUUUCAAGAUUUCAGUUAAUUCCGUCAAGUUACUCACUAAGAGCUACAAGUUGAUCGCGGUCAUGUGUCUCGUCACUGCACACUCCUGCUUGCCGGUCUAAGAAAUGGUAGUGGAAUCUGUAUCCUACCGUGACUUCAGACGUGUUGCCUUGCAUCACAUGGAGAUUCUAUUUAUGUAUGUGUCGUAUGUGGGCAUUAUUGCGUCUCAUCAGUGAAAGAAGAAGACAACAAUGGAGAUGUCAGACAUCUCAGGUUGCCUGGAGAAUCAGAACUCAUGGGUUAAAAAUACGAUUAAAUUCCGCAACUGCUGCAUACCUGGAGAAAUAUCUCAUUGUUGGGGUAUUUCCGUGAAGGUAUUCGUUUUUCCGGGCCCCUUGUUAGGCUGCUCCUGUGUCCUCAGACGACGUACAUGUGGAUUAUUCUCCGUGGAGACUAGAGUUCACAUGCCAGAACGCCGGGAUGGAACUGGAAAGGAGCAAUGUCUUCUUUAAUAAAUAAAAGAGGAAACACAGAAGACUUCUGUUGCUUCUCUCAAGUCUUUGCUUUUCAUGCACUUCGUUUACAGGAUCACAGAGUUGAGGAAUCAAGCACUUUCUUUUUUUUUCAUUGAAAAAAAUUUAAAUAUGACAUAGUGAUUCAGUACUAUACUUUUUCUCAUUGUCUUGUUGUUUAUUAAUACUUUUUUUGUGUAGGAUUCAGUCUGGGUUCAUACAUCAUAUUAAAUUAUUGUAUUUCUUAA
Molecule: messenger RNA, 2559 nt
Organism: Phyllostomus hastatus (greater spear-nosed bat)
Lineage: Eukaryota; Metazoa; Chordata; Mammalia; Chiroptera; Phyllostomidae
Gene: IGSF5
Product: immunoglobulin superfamily member 5
Exons: 9
Coding region: 521-1633 (370 amino acids)
Biological process (GO): cell-cell adhesion
Source: RefSeq, a predicted model, not a curated record